UUAACUAAUUACUCACAACAGUAAAUCGUUGACGAUCAGCUCGGGAGUGUUAGACAGUAUGGCACCGUGUGGCAAAUCGAUAACUUGUUAUGUAAGACCAAAAAGGCAGACAGAGUUGAGAUCUGUAAUGCUGCUGUGAAUGGGAGAUUUGUUUACACGAUAAUUAUUGAGUUAAAAAUAGAAAUAAAUUGCAUAAACUUGUGUUACACUUUUUAACACUUUAAAAAGGAACACUUUACGCUAUGAAUAUAACUUAGGUUGUUAUAUUAAUUGUAGCAGCAUUUUAUAAAUUGUUGGAUAUUUAUAUCUGUUUGAGUCGUGAAUCCGAUAUUGGUUUUUAUGAGCAGUAUGUGAUAGUGCCGAAGAUAUGUACUGGUAUAUUUAUAACGUGUCUUAAUUCUAGGACAAGAUACCACAAUUUUUCUUCGGUACGUAAUGAGAGUCCAGCACUGAACAAUGGCCGGAAUCUUGCCAUUUGAGAGGUGUGCUACGCACCAUGGUAACAUCAUCACGAAGUAUUGCGCCGACCAUGACGUCGUUUGCUGUGAAACUUGCCGUGUAGUUAAACACAGAUCAUGUACCCAUGUUGACACUCUGCGGCAUGUUGGUAGAGGUAUCAAGGCAACCACAGAAUACAAAACAUCAAAAGACUCUUUAGAUGACAUUAUUGUAAAGAUGAGAGUGGAAAAAGAUUUAAGAACAAAGAACCUAACGAAUGUUAAUCAGCAAAAAGAAAAACUAUUAAAAGAUGUUGACGUAUUCCAGGAUGAAAUCAUCGCAAAAAUUAAAGACCUAGCAAAGUUGUCGAAGGAGCAAAUUCGAGCCAAACAUCAGGAGUAUAAGAGACAAUUAGAGAAAGACGAAGCCGCCCUGGAUACUGUUAUCAUUUCUACAAGUAAAACUUUACGAAAUCUUUCCGCUUAUAGCGAGGCUCGUAUCUUUGCAAAUGUUAAGGCAACAGAAAAGGCUGUACAAGACGGCGACACGCUGUUAGAAAAUAUGUCUAAUGAAUGGUGUAAAAAAGAGAUAAGAUUUUCAUUUAACCAUAUACUGAAGACAAACACAGUAAGCCUAGGACAUAUUGUAGAUGGGGAACAAGAUAACGAAGUCGGCGAAACAGGGCGAAAUUAACGAAUAUUUUUGUUAAAAUUGUGUGAUAAGAAAUAAAUCAAAUAAGUCGCGGUCUCUUGGGUGCCUAGAAGUGAAAUAAUUAACGUCAUGUCAUCGAACGACGUCUUGAGUGAUUUAAUUGUCAAUUUGCAAUGCCAUGAAUUUUGUCAUAAACAUGUUAUGUGUCGUAACUUCUCUACAUUCUGCUAUAUUACAAACACAGGGACUAUAUUUGUUAAAGCUUAAAGUCAAAAGUGCUACAGGUGAUUUGGUGCAUUUUAUUUUCACAAUAGAAUGUACCACAUGUAUUAAUUUAAUUAUUAACUAGCUACUUAACACAUUGUGUGAAGGUCCGAGUUACAGGUGCGAAUAGUUUAAAAUAUUAAACAAAUGUGCUGUGAUGUGAAUAUACAAUGUAUUAUAUACGAAAGGUUAAUUGUUUAUGAUACCUAAAGAGAUGUACAAACGGAACCGAGUAAACACGAGGAACCGUUUCCCUG
This is a messenger RNA of Ruditapes philippinarum (Manila clam), 1610 nucleotides long. RefSeq lists its product as uncharacterized. The record is from RefSeq and is a predicted model, not a curated record. The transcript has 2 exons. The coding region runs from base 457 to 1131 and encodes 224 amino acids. Lineage: Eukaryota; Metazoa; Mollusca; Bivalvia; Venerida; Veneridae.